Corvus hawaiiensis (hawaiian crow) is the source of this 1563-nucleotide messenger RNA. It is a transcript of the gene MIS12, whose product is annotated as MIS12 kinetochore complex component. The record is from RefSeq and is a predicted model, not a curated record. Lineage: Eukaryota; Metazoa; Chordata; Aves; Passeriformes; Corvidae. The coding region runs from base 187 to 819 and encodes 210 amino acids. The transcript has a single exon. Gene Ontology annotation, cellular component: nucleus; chromosome, centromeric region. Gene Ontology annotation, biological process: mitotic sister chromatid segregation; protein localization to kinetochore; kinetochore assembly.
AGCGAGGCGGGAAAGCGGCGGCGGCAGCGCUGGGCUCCGGCCCCGUCCUCGGCAGCGGCCCCGGGCCCCGUGCUCGGCCCAGAACCCGAGCGGGAGGAGCGGCCCCGCUGCCUCGGGUAGCGCCGGGGAGCCCUGGGAGACCCGGCUUCCCCUCGCGGCUCGGCCGCGCCGGCCCCCCCCGCCGCCAUGUCGGUGGAUCCCAUGACCUACGAGACGCAGUUCUUCGGCUUCACGCCCCAGACGUGCAUGCUGCGCGUCUACAUCGCCUUCCAGGACUACCUCUUCGAAAUGAUGCUGGUGGUGGAGGGCGUGAUGCUGAAGAAGCUGGACGGCAUUCCCGGCUGCAAAGUCAGCCCUUCCCAGAUCCGGAAAUGCACCGAGAAAUUCCUGCUCUUCAUGAAGGAGCACUUCGAUAAACUCUUCGCUAAAAUGGAAGAAGUGCUGCUGCAGCUGGUGCUGAACAUCCCUAAGAACGUGCUGCUGCCCGAGGACAGGGUGCAGGAGCAGUAUCCCUACAGCAAGGAGGAAUUCCAGGCGCUGCAGGAUGAGCUGCAGCAGCUGCAGCAGCAGUGCCGGGCAGAGGCGGCCGCGGAGCAGGCGCUGCGAGCAGAGCUGGAGGAGCAGAAGGCUGUCAAGGCCGAGCUGGAGAAGAUUUUGCAGUGUUUUGAUGGGCUUGAGAACAUCUGCAGGGAGCACGGGGCCGGCAACUUCAAGGAAAGCUUUGCCCUCCUGACACAGAGCUCUAAGAAACUGCAGGAUGUGCUGAAGGAGGUUGAGGAGAAGAGCAAAAAAAUGAAGCGGCAUGAUCAGUUAAUGUAAUGGAAAUUCUGACAAGGCAACAGAGCUCAUAGGGAGCUUGCUUAAAAUUACAGAGGCUUAUCUUUCCCUUACUGCGCUCAUCCUGCCUGGAUCUGGACUAAAGACUGUUGAACUGUGCCAGUUUGCACCUCCCUAGGGCAGGAAGGGGAGAAAAGGCUGUAAAAUGUAACUCAGAUUGUUAACUUCCUAAGUUUUGGGUUGGAUAACCGGGCUUUGAAAGUACCUUCCUGGCUACUGAAUGUUACCUUUGAACACAAUGUAGCACUUGCCCCUUUUAGGGGUUAUUAAAACGAAGCCUCAUUAAGAGUUUGCUUGUGUUUCUCAGCACAGCGCUACUGCUCCACAGAGCAGAAGCCACUGGAGGAAAUGAGUAAUUCCAUCACUUUGCCCUACUUCACCUUAUGUUGCUUUUUAUAUAUUUGUUUGGGGGUUUUUUGUUGCCCAGCAUCCUUUUCCUACUAAAUAGCAAAGUUCCUUUUAUUAAUGUUUAAUCAGAUUUUCCUGUAAAAAUGUUAUGAAGACUGAUAAGCUCUUGUGUCUUAAUUAAACUUAUUCUAUCUGUACUUAAUUUAAAACCCCUGAGUCUGUGCAUCUUUCCACUGCAGUUUUUUAUCUCCUGUUUAGUCCUAUCAUUAAAUGUCAAUAUUAAUUUCUACUUUACUAGCAUAGAAGCUUAGAAGUCAUUAACCCUGUGAAUCAUUUAGAGGUGACUGUAAUAAAAAAAGUGUACUGAAAAGAGAAAAC